CAAGCCUGUGCUUCUUGCAGUUCACCUGGUUGCUCUUAUGCUCCCAGUUCCUAGCGUGACUGCCACAUUGUCACCAAAGCUUAUAGAGUGUUUGCACAAUCUCACUUCAGCAUAAUGCAUAAUGAACCUCAAAUUAAUCCUGCUGGUGUGUAGGGUAACAAAUUUCCAGUCAAAUUAUUUUCUCUGAAUGGGGUUGUAAAACACACCUAUAUUGCCCAUCCAGGAAGUGUGAAGCUGUAAAAAGCAAGCCAAAUUGCUGAGUUUUAUCUUCUGCUUAUCUCUGCAUUUAUUGCCCUUAGGAGCCCAGCGUCCUCCAGGGAGUGUGACAAAUCCUGAUUGUAUUUACUACUUACAGCUUUUACUAGUUCUCAAAUGUGGAAAGAAGAAAAACAUAGUCACUGGGGAUUUGUCUAGCUCUGUGUGUGGCUGCUUCAGAACUGUGUCCACCUCAGUUGUAUGUUCAUUGCUCUGUCUCCUUUUGGUCUGAUGUCAUGCACAACCUACAUUUAUAAAUCUGCCUCUCCUCACGUGUGAAGAGUAAAUAGUUUAGUAAUCUUUGAGUAGUUGCAGAAUCGGUUGGAUAGCUCCUGGCCAAACUGAGUAUGUUUUCUGCUCCAUAAUUUGCCUAUUUCUCCAAGAGACUUACCCUCUUUCUACCUUUCUAACAUUUAUUUUCUUUUAAAUUAUGGGUUCCUUUGUUGCAGAAGUUAGGAAGAGUUUGGCUGUUGAAAGAAUUGCUGUUUGUUUCCUCACUGGUGCUAGUCUAGACAGUCCAGAGAAGGGAGUACAGGCAUCAGCAGUGGUUCUACAAAGCUUGUAAAUGUCACUCUCUGACAGUAAGAUCUGGGUACCUGGUCCCUGUUAACCUCCUCUGAAAAAUCAGUCCCAGUGCCUGACUUUCACACAGAGGCACCACCAUUGCAGACUCCUUUCCUCAGAAGAAAAUGAACUCUAUUGCAGCAGAGAGAAAGACCCGGCUAAAAAUCAUAUUUGGCGUGGUUAUAUGCCUUUUGCUUUCCUUAUUACUUAUGUGUAUUAUACUCCUUCCAUCAAGAGUUAUCAACACAGAUGAUGGUCCCAGAGCUCUUACAUUGGAGGAUUAUUUGAAUGGAAACUUCCAAUAUAAAACAUUUUUUCCAUAUUGGGUGUCAGAUAAUGAAUAUCUUCAUCAGUCUCCAGAAGAUGAUAUUAUUCUUUACAAUGUUGAAAUUAAUUAUGCAACCACCAUCAUGACAAACAGCACAAUGAAACAAGUUAAUGCUUCAAAUUAUGUGAUGUCAUCAGACCAAUAUUUCAUAGCUCUGGAAAGCAAUUAUUCAAAGCUGUGGAGAUACUCUUACACAGCAUCAUAUCACAUUUAUGAUCUCAUAAAUGGUGGUUUUGUAACAGAAAAUCAGCUUCCACAUAAAAUUCAGUAUAUAUCCUGGUCACCUGUUGGACACAAAUUGGUAUAUGUAUAUCAGAAUGAUAUCUAUUUGAAACAAAGUCCCAGAGAGGCACCAAUUAAAAUAACUAGUGAUGGAAAACAGAAUGAAAUAUUUAAUGGGAUUCCUGACUGGGUCUAUGAAGAGGAGAUGCUAGCAACAAAAUAUGCACUGUGGUGGUCUCCAAGUGGAAGAUAUUUAGCAUACGUACAAUUUAAUGAUUCUGACAUACCUGUUAUUGAAUAUUCAUAUUUUGGUGAGGACCAGUAUCCUAGAAAAAUAACUAUCCCAUACCCAAAGGCUGGAGCUAAAAAUCCUACUGUUAAAGUGUUUAUUGUAGACACUAUUAACCCUGACGCAUUUGGUCCUAAGGAGAUGCCAGUUCCUGCAGUCAUAGCAUCCAGUGAUCACUAUUUUACUUGGCUUACUUGGGUAACAGAUACUCGAAUCUGUGUGCAGUGGCUGAAAAGAAUACAGAAUUUUUCAGUCUUAGCUAUCUGUGACUUCAAAGAGCAUUCAAAUACUUGGGACUGUCCAGAGAAUCAGCAGCACAUAGAAGAGAGUCAAACAGGAUGGGCAGGCGGAUUCUUUGUUUCUGCACCAUAUUUUACAUCAGACAGCAGUUCAUACUACAAAAUUUUUAGUGACAAAAAUGGUUAUAAGCACAUUCAUUACAUCAAUGGCUCUGUGGAGAAUGCAAUCCAAGUUACAAGUGGAGAAUGGGAGGCAAUAUAUAUUUUCAGAGUAACAAAUGAUGCAAUUUUCUAUUCAAGCAAUGAAUUUGAAGGCUAUCCAGGAAGAAGGAAUAUUUACAAAAUUAGCACUGGAAGUAAACCUAUGAGAAAACAAUGCAUUACUUGCAAUUUAAGGAAAGAGAGAUGUCAGUAUUAUACAGCAAGAUUCAGUGAACGUUCUACGUAUUAUGCCUUGAUCUGUUAUGGUCCUGGGAUUCCCAUUUCUACUCUUUUUGAGAACCGUGGUGAUAGAGAACUCAGAGUAUUGGAAGACAAUUGGGAAUUGCAGUCUGCUUUGCAAGAGAUCAGACUGCCAAAAGAAGAAAUUAAUAAGCUUGAAGUGGAUGGUAUAACUCUGUGGUACAAAAUGCUUCUACCUCCACAGUUCGACAGAUCUAAGAAGUACCCUCUGCUUAUUCAGGUGUAUGGAGGACCUUGCAGUCAGAAUGUAAAGGAAACCUUUAGCAUUAGCUGGAUAACCUAUCUUGCAAGCAAAGAGGGAAUUAUUGUUGCUCUGGUAGAUGGCAGAGGGACAGCUUAUCAAGGUGACAAGAUUUUGCAUGCAGUAUAUCGAAGACUUGGAGUUUAUGAAGUUGAGGACCAAAUCUCAGCAGUUAAAAAAUUUAUAGAAAUGGGCUUUAUUGAUGAGAAACGAAUAGCAAUAUGGGGCUGGUCCUAUGGUGGCUAUGUAAGUUCUUUGGCACUUGGAUCUGGCAGUGGAGUAUUUAAAUGUGGAAUGGCUGUGGCUCCUGUUUCUAGCUGGGAAUAUUACGCAUCAAUCUACACAGAACGAUUUAUGGGUCUUCCUAUAAAGUCCGAUAAUCUUGAGCACUAUAAGAAUUCAACUGUGAUGGCAAGAGCAAAGAAUUUCCAAAACGUAGAGUAUCUUCUCAUCCAUGGAACAGCAGAUGAUAAUGUACAUUUUCAGAACUCAGCACAAAUUGCAAAAGCUCUGGUUAAUGCACAGGUGGAUUUCCAGGCAAUGUGGUAUACUGAUCAGAACCAUGGAAUUCCAGGCCUUUCCAGCAAACAUCUCUACACACAUAUGACCCACUUCCUCAAGCAAUGUUUUUCUUUGUCAGAAUAAGUAGGCUACUCAGAGCAUGCUAAGGCAUCUGAGACAUCUCUGGGAGAAUGAAAUGACAGCAGUGUCCAAGUUGUAUAGUUUUCAGGUUAAUUGAUCACAGGAACUUUGAAAUUUUUAACUUGAUGUUUACAUCCACUUUUGAUAUUGUAUAUUAGCAAAGGUUAUGGUAACAAAUGUUUUUACACAUUUGGUAUCUGUUUGACAGAAAAAAUAAAAUCAGAAUGUAAAAGAUCUUGUCCAUCUAUUGCUGACUUGCUUAAACAUACAUUCUGCAGUGCAAGAAAGGUGAUUCAUUGCAAAUGCACACUGUCAGAUUAAUAUGAAUGCAGAUCAUAUUAACAGAUCUGUAAAAUGGGAAAGAACAAAAGAAGCAGUGCAAGUACCUAAUAGACAUCCUCACAAGAUGUUUCUCAAAAUUUAUUUCCAACUUUUCGUAAAGAAUCCAAGAGAUAGGAACACACAAUAUUCAACACUGAAGUUUGGAUACUUAUGGAGAAUAUUGAAUGUGUUCAAAUUUUACUCAACUGUUAUUUGAAACCUUGAUUCUGCAAAACUCUCAGUGUUCAGGUUUAAACAUGAAAGCAGGACACACAUGAUAAUUAUCAUAUAUCAGUGGGUUUUUCACCUGUAUUCAAAGUAUGUGAGUUAUAUUGACCUGUUUUUAAUUUCUAAUCAUCACCUCAGCAUUCAAAUUUAUGUCAAUGUCAUUCAUCCCAGACUGGAGGGGAAGGAUCAAAGGAUUGUGCAAACUUUCUUUGCCUUGUUUCGAGUGAAAGUAUUUUAGGGAGUCUUUAAAAAAUGCUGGACGCUAAUAGUGAUUGGAAUACUUGUAUUCUUUUCAUUAGUAAUUAAAUCAGUCCUGUCAUAAUAUAAAAAUAUUAACAAGAUAAUUGGCAAGAGGUCCAUUGUAGAUUUAACAAUUCCUUGGUCAUGUGUUUAAAAAAUUCUGAGUUAGACUUGUGCAUAAGAACCAUGGUCUUUCUGACACAAUCUCUGCUAUUAGCUGUUGAGAGUGCAAAAUAACCUGAAAUAUAUUGUGUUGCCUUCUCACAAAGUAAACUGCUUUAUAACUCUCAGUCAGAGAUCAGUUGCUGCUUCUUUGUGGAAAAGGAAGGGGUUUCAUUUGACUUUCUUGACAAAAACAUGGGGUUUGGCCAAAAUAAUUAAAAUGUGGAAGUGAUUUGCUAUG
Messenger RNA from Parus major (Great Tit), 4434 nucleotides. It is a transcript of the gene FAP, whose product is annotated as fibroblast activation protein alpha. The record is from RefSeq and is a predicted model, not a curated record. Gene Ontology annotation, biological process: proteolysis. Gene Ontology annotation, molecular function: dipeptidyl-peptidase activity; serine-type endopeptidase activity. NCBI's taxonomy places the organism in Eukaryota, Metazoa, Chordata, Aves, Passeriformes, Paridae. Bases 945 to 3245 code for a protein of 766 amino acids. The transcript is spliced from 27 exons.